This is a messenger RNA of Hippocampus zosterae (dwarf seahorse), 945 nucleotides long. It is a transcript of the gene eif3f, whose product is annotated as eukaryotic translation initiation factor 3, subunit F. NCBI's taxonomy places the organism in Eukaryota, Metazoa, Chordata, Actinopteri, Syngnathiformes, Syngnathidae. Bases 24 to 878 code for a protein of 284 amino acids. The record is from RefSeq and is a predicted model, not a curated record. Gene Ontology annotation, molecular function: metallopeptidase activity; translation initiation factor binding; translation initiation factor activity. The transcript is spliced from 7 exons. Gene Ontology annotation, biological process: translational initiation. Gene Ontology annotation, cellular component: eukaryotic translation initiation factor 3 complex, eIF3m.
UAGACUGGUCGUCGAAGCUGGAGAUGAAGAAAUCCCUCAUUUCCUUCUUUUCCAAUAUGUCGGUUUUCGGGCCGGUUGUGAAGGUUCAUCCCGUCGUCCUAGCUUCCAUUUGCGACUCGUACGAGCGACGAAAUGAGGGAGCGAGUCGCGUGAUUGGCACCCUGUUGGGUACCAUCGACAAGCACUCGAUCGAGGUGACCAACUGCUUCUCGGUGCCCCACAAUGAGUCUGAAGACGAGGUCGCCGUUGACAUGGAGUUUGCCAAAAACAUGUACGAGCUACACAAGCGUGUGUCGCCCAGCGAGGUCAUCAUCGGCUGGUACGCCACAGGCUUUGAUAUCACUGAGCACUCUGUGCUCAUCCACGAGUACUACAGCCGCGAGGCAACCAACCCCAUUCACCUGACCGCUGACACAGCCCUGCAGAGCGGCAAGAUGAAUAUUCGUGCCUACGUCAGUGCACAAAUGGGCGUGCCCGGGAAGACGGUCGGCGUGAUGUUUACGCCACUCACAGUCAAAUAUGUCUACUAUGACACAGAGAGGAUAGGCGUGGACCUUUUGCAGAGGACACGCCUCAUUCCUAGUCGCGCCAAGGGCCUAACGUCGGACCUCUCCCAGGUGGCCGGCUCAGCUGCACGCGUUCAGGACAUGCUGACCACCGUGCUAGCGUACAUCGAGGACGUGCUGUCUGGCAAGGUGACUGCAGACAACAGCGUGGGCCGCUUCCUGAUGGACCUGGUCAACAAGGUACCCACCAUCUCAGCAGAGGACUUUGAGACUAUGAUCAACUCCAACAUCAACGACCUCCUGAUGGUAACGUACCUGUCCAACCUCACCCAAGCACAGAUCGCCCUGAAUGAGAAGCUGGUGCUGCUCUGAGGCGCUAUUUAAUUUUUGGUUACAAGUUGCCCUUUUCUGAGAUGAAUAAAAGCCAAAUAUUCCCAGA